Messenger RNA from Limanda limanda (common dab), 888 nucleotides. Its product is annotated as transmembrane protein 26-like. The transcript is spliced from 6 exons. NCBI's taxonomy places the organism in Eukaryota, Metazoa, Chordata, Actinopteri, Pleuronectiformes, Pleuronectidae. The record is from RefSeq and is a predicted model, not a curated record. The coding region runs from base 1 to 888 and encodes 295 amino acids.
AUGUUCUUCAACUGGAUCUGUGCUGUGGUGACCAGGUCUCUUUUUAUCCUCAUCUCUCUCAUUGGGGUGGUAAGGGUGGUGUGGGUGAAGGACAAUGGACUCUACUGGUUCCUUACCAUCCUCUACCUGCCUCUGGUGGCAGAGAUGAUCCUGACCCUGAGGAGAAGGAGUGGAAUUGAUUACAAAUGGUUUUCUCCAGCUAUCUUCCUCUUCCUCAUCAGCAUUGUACCAUCAUUAUGGAUUUUAGAGCUUCACCAUCAGGAGAACAAAGCCACUGACUCAAGGUGUGACAAACUGAACUCAUCUGCGUUCGAGAGUCUUUUCAGAAUCUGGAGCAAUGGCAGUGAGGAAUUCAAGCUCCCUCUGCCCUCACUGUGUGCCAACGAGUGGAUCCUGUUCUUACACCAGGCCCUGCUCAUCUUACUGAUCGUGGGGAAAUGGCUGCUGCCAGCGUCUGAAGAAGUGACCAGAGACCAGCUCUCCCAGUUACUGCUCGUCUUUGUGGGCACGGCGGCUGACAUACUGGAGUUCACCUCUGAAUCACUGUCUGACAUCAAGGACAGCCGUCCAGUCAUGGUCUACAUCAUUCUAGCUGUGUGGACGUGGAGCAUGCUGCAGUUUCCCCUGCAUCUCUCUGUCACGCCUGCCUCCUCAGAAGACCUCUCAGAACCUGCGUCCUCUCGGUUCUCCCAAAUGAGGACUGAGGUCUGGAGCAUGGCGGAAGCUUUGUUUAUCCAGGACGGGCCUUUCCUGGUGGUCCGCCUCAUUGCCAUGAUCCACUUCCAUGUGAUCCACCAGAUGCUGAUCUUCUUCGCCAUUAAAAACUUCCUGGUUGUCAUUCUGAACAUCUAUCGGCUUUCUGUCCUUUUCUGUGUCAAGAGCCCCUGA